Molecule: messenger RNA, 1386 nt
Organism: Amoebophrya sp. A25
Lineage: Eukaryota; Dinophyceae; Syndiniales; Amoebophryaceae
Source: the annotation of a GenBank genome assembly
GUUGACAUGAAGAUCCACGAUAGAACUCAUAUGAUACAAAUGGAUAUAAUUAUCGAAGCGUCGAUUUCUAGAAUAAUUGCUGUGGACCUGCUACGGAAUUUCGAUCGAACGCAUCAACAGUUAUUCACUCGAACUAGACAGAUUACCGGAAGUGUUAUGGCGAUGCUUCUUCUCUUUUUGCUCUACGGUGCGAUUGGGUUGCUGAUGUUGUCUAUCUGGCUGUACAAUACUCUGCCAGCACAAGCAGCGUUCUUUCUGUUUGUUCAUUUUCCUGCUGAUGUCGUCCCUGGGUGGCGUCGCUCGGGGAUGAGUGUGAAAUUUUCGUGUCGCAAUUGAGACACCGCGCGGUGGCGACGUUUCGACCAGAAUUCUUCGCCUCAGGUGGUGGCUUUGGAAGUGCGAUGGGCAGCGAUUUUGCGGGGGGUAUGGAUAGCGGACUAAAGAAUCGACUGCGCUUUCGUGGAAAUGGAAACCAGCAAGCACCUGCAAAUUACCACUACGCGGGUCUGGUCAGAUAAGGUCGAUCGGCUGGGGACGGUGCGAGGGACGUCGAUAUGGGAGGUCACUCAGCUCAACACAGCCAGACUUCUGGAGGAGCAGGAGGAGUGCGAAAUGAUGAGCAGCUGAAUCCAGAAUCAAGAACUGCACCUGGUGAGCGUCUAGACGCACGACCAGAUUUCUAUGCAUCAUCCGCGGUAACAAAGGAAGGAGGCUCUGUUGCUGCUACUUCUACAGCGUAUAGGACACCACUACAACUACUUGAUCAUGACCCAGGUACAACAGGCCAUACCAGAGGGUCUUCGAACAUGAAUGCUGGACGUGAUCCCCUCCAAUAAUUGCACUUGCUAUUAAGACUUCCGGAAAUCCAUCUUCAGAGGCAUCUUGCUCUUGGACCUCCCGUGUAAGGGAAAAACUGGCCCAAGAUGACUGUCAGCAUGGAUUCCCGGAAGGUCUAAUGUUGCUCGAUCAUGGGUGCGUGUACUACGGGGAUUAUCUGGUGUCGGAGAAGCACUGCUGGUGCUUGCUGGGUAAUGUCUUGACGGCUGAUCUGGUCAGGAAAUCUCUAGCCUUCGUGCUUUUAAGUGGAGCCUUCGCAGUGAUUCCGAUGUUGGUGGAAAGCGGUCUUGCAUAGUAGUCCCAUGGGGAAAACGAGAGCAUAUUUGAUACAACAUAGUAGUUACUACGCAGUGGCAGUGUCCUUACUUACGUAUUCGGUGUACAUUACGCGAACAGAAGGUCACUUCCCUUUAUUAGAAGAUGUUGACUUUAACAUAGACCUUGCAGCGAUGUUUUGUUUGGACGCAUUGUAGGCACUAAAAAGGAGAUGUAGAUUCAUAGAACUUAAAGAUCUUGUUCUUGAAACAGAAACAUGGAUCCUACACCAAG